Molecule: messenger RNA, 801 nt
Organism: Bipolaris sorokiniana ND90Pr
Lineage: Eukaryota; Fungi; Ascomycota; Dothideomycetes; Pleosporales; Pleosporaceae
Exons: 3
Coding region: 1-801 (266 amino acids)
Cellular component (GO): intracellular anatomical structure
Molecular function (GO): oxidoreductase activity, acting on NAD(P)H, oxygen as acceptor
Source: RefSeq, a predicted model, not a curated record
AUGUCCGUCUUCCGCCCCUCCGCCCACGCCCUCAUAACCGGCGGCGCCUCCGGCAUCGGCUACGCCGUCGCGCGCCUCUGUCUCUCGCACUCGAUGCGCGUCACCAUAGAGGCCACCAAAUCCCUCUCGGGAAACCUAACUUCCAUAAAAGCAGACGUAACCUCCCGCUCCGACUGGGCCACUCUCAAACAACACAUCGGCACAGACAUCGAUUUCCUUAUGCUGAACGCUGGUAUUGGGGGAAAGGGAACGUGGGGCGACGCUGAUUACUUUGAUAGUAUUCUCGGGACGAAUCUGGGAGGCGUGGUGAAUGGGCUCAAUGCGUUUGUGCCGGUGAUGUUGGAGAAAGAGAAGGAAGGGGGGAAGAAGGCGAUUGUGAUUACGGGGAGUAAACAGGGGAUUACGAAUCCGCCCGGAAACGCGGCGUACAAUGCUAGUAAAGCGGCAGUAAAGACGCUGGCUGAGCAUCUGAGUUUUGAUCUCAAGGAUACGAAUGUUGGGGUACAUUUGUUGGUCCCUGGGUGGACAUUCACGGGGUUGGCUGGAAAAGUGCCUGGCAGCGACACAGAGACGCCAAAGGGUGCGUGGUCUGCGGAUCAAGUGGCGGAGUACAUGCUUGAGAAGAUGAAAGAUGACAAGUUCUAUAUCAUUUGCCCCGAUGGCCAAGUCACUGAAGAGACGGACAAGAAACGUAUGCUAUGGAGUGUUGGCGAUAUUAUCGGCGGACGGCCGCCGUUGACGAGAUGGCGCCCAGAGUACAAGGAAGAGGCGGAAAAGUGGAUGGCGGAGCAGAAAGUCUAA